Messenger RNA from Harpegnathos saltator (Jerdon's jumping ant), 1994 nucleotides. Its product is annotated as myosin-7-like. The coding region runs from base 490 to 687 and encodes 65 amino acids. Gene Ontology annotation, cellular component: membrane; actin cytoskeleton; cytoplasm. NCBI's taxonomy places the organism in Eukaryota, Metazoa, Arthropoda, Insecta, Hymenoptera, Formicidae. The record is from RefSeq and is a predicted model, not a curated record. The transcript has a single exon. Gene Ontology annotation, biological process: actin filament organization. Gene Ontology annotation, molecular function: ATP binding; microfilament motor activity; actin filament binding.
UCUGCUAGAGACCGCCGUUGAAUGUGCUCCUGUCUUGACUGUCUGCUCGAUCGAUACUAACUCUAUUUCCCGUCAUCGUCUUUGGUCUCCGUCUAUCGCCGCGUCGGUCGAAAAGUGGCACGAUUUGGGGUAAUGAGGACAAUCCGUCGAUUUUCUUUCGAAAGAUCGACAUUGAAACGCAGUAGUUGAAACAACUAUGAAAAAGUGUACAACACCUCUUUCGUCGUGUCACCUUCGACUGCGCCGCGACAGAAUCCAGGAUCGGAGGCGGAUGGACAGCGCCCGACACGGGAGGACGCGGAUGUCCUCUGCGCAUCGUUAAACCACUUUUUCUCUUUUUUCUGUUUUCUCUCUUUGUUUUUCUCGCACUAUCACACACUCUCUCUCUCUCUCUCUCUUUUUCUUUUUCUCUCUCUUUCUCUCUAUCUCUUCCUCGCUCUUCGCUGUGUGCCUGUGUUGCGUGUUGCAUCAACCACGUCGCCGUGGUGCAUGCAGUUCAACAGCUUCGAGCAGCUCUGCAUCAACUUCACCAACGAGAAGCUGCAACAAUACUUCAACCACUACAUGUUCGUGCUCGAGCAGGAAGAGUACGAGCGCGAGGGUAUCGAGUGGACCUUCAUCGAUUUUGGUUUGGAUUUGCAGCCGACGAUCACUCUGAUCGAGAAGGUAAAGCGUCGGUCCGCCUAAGACCCGGGCUCGAGCUGGAUCCAGCUGGAUCCGUCGUAUAACCAGGCUCUCGCUUUACUUUCUCGCGAGCUUACGCGCGAAUUUGGGAAACUGCUGUUUACGCUACCGCGUAUUGUUUGCCUCUCUGUAUAUACAUGUGUGUGUGUGUGUGUGUGUGUGUGUACCAAUAUUUAAUUGUAUACAUAUUUAGUUUCAUGAUUGUUGCGAGUCUAACACGUCCGUUGGGCAUGAGAUACGCAUCUCGAAGAAAGUUUUCAUAGCAAAAAUUGUCCACGAUGUUUGUCGACGUGGAACUGUCUUUCUCUCUCUCUCUCUCUCUCUCUCUCUCUCAGAUUGAAUUUAAAUAUUUCCGUUUGAGAAAUUUCGCGUUAAACUCGGAACAACAUGCAUAUCUCGCUGUACUGAACGAAAGGACCGACGCAUCGGGAGAGGCGAUCGCGUUCUCACGCUGACGGAGCGGAUAACAGCGAGAACGUCAGCAAAGUCGCGAACAAGUUCGCGAAAAUUCGCGACAAGCCUCACCGACGCAUCGCUCUGGCGAAUCGAGAGAAGUAGAAUUACGAUGUAACGCAAUACUAAGAGUAGCGUUGGGGUUUUCCCUGUACGUAUCCCGUAGUCUAGAUAUAGUGCAAGAUUAAUUAUUAGUCGACAAUUAAUUCGUACGGACCUUGGCUCGCAAGAGCAAGCACUGACUCGCCGGUUUGAUUUAACCGUCUCAAAGAGAAAUUAAUUCGUGCAUUAACGGCGCACCUCGUAAUCGGCCGAUUUAACGAAGUUGCAGGCUGAUUCUGGCAACUUUUAACGGCACUGUCGUUAUCGUUGCAUUUUCGUCGCGCCAUUCUACGAUGUAUAUACAUGGUAGAAGAGGAUACGCGAGACGACAACGUAACGACAACAGUGUCGUUAAAAGAGUAAAACGGGACGAGCCGAUUGGCGAGCAAGUAGAUAACACGAGCGUGUCAUACCAUAUCAUCAAGUAGAGCCACCAAGUAGUCUGUUUUCAGUAAAAAGUUGGGACACUAAUAAUAACGAGAGUUUCGCGAAUCAAAGUUGCCUUCAUCGCCGUAACUUCAUUCGGCAGAGACGAGUUUAAACGAGCGAUAUUGAACGAGGUAACAUUCGCGGAUUAUAAUUCAUGCGGAUUUCCGAGAAGAAGAAAGUACAAGAUAACUGUUUUAUAAAAUCGAUAUAUUAUUACUACAUUUUCGCGUAAACGCUACUCUUGGAAAAUGCGAAGUCCUCGAGCCAUCGCGGAGACUGACGCACAACUUUUCUCUGUCUCUCUCUCUCUCUCUAUUGCCUCGCGA